AUGUUGGAGUUCGAAGGCUAUUUUAAAAGAAUAAACAAAUUUUGGAAAUUAAUCGGUUUGAGUAUAGACUACGAUGAUAAUAAUACACCGAUGGUACAAAGAUUACGGAAACAUUGGAUGUGUUUCAUCAACUUUUUGUCAUUCAACAUUUUAGUUAUGGGUGAAGUGACGUGGGUGAUUCGAGGUUUGAUGUAUGGAGUUACAUUGUGGGAAAUUACUUACAUAAUACCCUGUCUUUCACUAUGUUAUCUUGGAAACUUCAAAGUUUACUUUAUACUUCGUCAGAUGCAUCAUGUUAGUGAUUUGGUCAAGACCUUAAGACGUUUACAUGGUUCUAUUAAGGAGAGCGACGAAGAAAUGAAAGAUGAAGCGAAAAAAUGGCUGCUGUUUUUGAUCACAACGUCAAAUUUAACUCUGGUGCUAUUUAUCUCAGGUGCAGCAGAAUUUGCCGUGUCGCCAUUUGUGAUCAGUGGUUCACAUUAUUACUCCACUGGUGAAUUUAAACUCGUUUUACCUUUCAUAGUAUGGUACCCUUUUGAUCCGUAUGAUGUAAGAAUUUGGCCUUUUGCAUACUUUUAUCAACUAUGGGCAGCGUGGGUGGCAGCAUUCUCUGUCUACGGCUCCGACUGUUUCUUCUUUACAUGCUGUACUUUCAUACAAAUUCAAUUUCUGAAACUGCAACGUGACAUGGCAAGGCUAGUUAAAGAUGUUACCAGGGAUCGGGAAGACGGGACAAGGAAUACAUUUAAAGCAGAUCUGAUAGAGAUUGUCAAUAAACACAGGGAGGUUAUGCGUUGCGUGGAUUUAUUAGAGACGAUUUUCUCUAAAUGCUCUCUUAUCAACGUUAUGACCAGCUCUUUAAUCAUUUGUGCUGCGGGUUUCAAUUUGAUGGUUAUCAAAACCCUCAUUCUAGUGGCUCCAUUCGCCGCAUUUCUCACAUUUGGUUUCAGCCAAACAUUUUGCCACUGCUACUAUGGGGAUAAUAUAAUGAGAUCUAGUAUGGGUGUAGGCGAUGCUGUUUACAACAGUCGUUGGUAUGAAACAGGAGCGGCCGAGAGAAAAUAUCUCUUGAUUGUUUUACUUCGAUCCCAAAAGCCGUGCAGAUUAACAGCCUAUGGUUUUACUGAUAUUAAUUUAAGGGCAUAUACUCGAAUUCUGAGUACAUCGUGGUCGUAUUUCGCUCUUCUGCAACAAAUGUAUAGUUGAAUUGUAGCAGCAAUAAAAAAUAUCAUAUUCAUGAAAAGAAUGUUAAAGCUAUCAUUCAUAAAUCGUA
Messenger RNA from Spodoptera frugiperda (fall armyworm), 1273 nucleotides. RefSeq names its product odorant receptor 4-like. The coding region runs from base 1 to 1206 and encodes 401 amino acids. Gene Ontology annotation, biological process: sensory perception of smell; detection of chemical stimulus involved in sensory perception of smell. The transcript has 7 exons. Gene Ontology annotation, molecular function: odorant binding; olfactory receptor activity. Gene Ontology annotation, cellular component: plasma membrane. The record is from RefSeq and is a predicted model, not a curated record. NCBI's taxonomy places the organism in Eukaryota, Metazoa, Arthropoda, Insecta, Lepidoptera, Noctuidae.